This is a messenger RNA of Miscanthus lutarioriparius, 240 nucleotides long. The record is from the annotation of a GenBank genome assembly. NCBI's taxonomy places the organism in Eukaryota, Viridiplantae, Streptophyta, Magnoliopsida, Poales, Poaceae.
AUGGCCGGCGCGGCGCUGCUGGCGUGGUGGGCCGUCGCGUUCCACCCGUCCUACGCGCAGCUGUGGAUGGUCCCGCUCGGCCUCGUCCUCGCCGGCACCCCGCCCGUCGUCUGCCUCGCGCUCCGCUUCAGCUCUGUCUCCCGCGCGCCGCCGCCGUUGCUGCCGCCGGGCAAAGGCUCAUCCGAGUCCGCCGGUGCGCCGCCGCAGCCGCCCUUGGUCGACGUGGUCGUCCACAAGUAG